This is a messenger RNA of Anopheles funestus (African malaria mosquito), 1248 nucleotides long. RefSeq names its product KRR1 small subunit processome component homolog (gene dbe). Bases 110 to 1156 code for a protein of 348 amino acids. Gene Ontology annotation, cellular component: small-subunit processome; nucleolus. Gene Ontology annotation, molecular function: RNA binding. The transcript has a single exon. Lineage: Eukaryota; Metazoa; Arthropoda; Insecta; Diptera; Culicidae. The record is from RefSeq and is a predicted model, not a curated record.
CGCCAUUCAACAACAAACGAAACGUCAGAAUAUCCACGAAUUUUGUUGCACGUUUUGUGGUGCGUCGCGUGUUUUCGGAACUAUUUUGUGAAUUAAAGUGAUAAAAACUAUGAGCGAUUCCGAAUCCGAUGGCGGUGAGGUUGAAAAAAGCAUUGAGCAUUUCAACGGACCAAUUGAAAAUGCGUGGAAGUUGAAAAUUCCCGAUUUCAAACCCGAAGACAAUCCCAAUGGUCUAUCGGAGGAGAGUUCAUUUUCAUGUCUGUUUCCAAAGUAUCGCGAAAAGUACAUUAAGGAAUGUUGGCCCCUGGUCGUUAAGGCUCUCGCGACACACCACAUCAAGGCUGAACUGGAUCUAAUCGUUGGUAACAUGACCGUUCGGACAACGCGCAAAACGUGGGACCCAUUCAUCAUCAUCAAAUCGCGCGAUCUCGUUAAACUGCUGUCCCGAUCCGUACCAUUCGAACAGGCGGUAAAAGUGCUAGAAGAUGAGAUUAGCUGCGAUAUCAUUAAAAUCAAAAACCUCGUGCGCAACAAGGAAAAGUUUGUUAAGCGUCGCAGUCGACUCAUCGGACCGAAUGGCUGCACGCUGAAAUCGUUGGAAUUGCUUACCAAUUGUUACGUGCUGGUGCAAGGUGCCACUGUUUCAGCGAUCGGUCCCUACAAGGGCUUGCAGUGCGUCCGGAAGGUGGUGGAAGAAACGAUGAAAAAUAUUCACCCGAUUUACAACAUCAAAGCCCUAAUGAUAAAGCGCGAGCUGAUGAAGGACGAAAAUCUACAGGAGGAAAAUUGGGAACGUUUUCUGCCCCGCUUCCAAGCAAAGAACACUUCCAAACGAAGCAAACCGAAGGUUAUUAAGAAAAAGAAGGAAUUCACACCCUUCCCGCCACCGCUGCAGGAAAGCAAGAUCGACAAACAAUUGGCUUCCGGCGAAUAUUUCCUCACUGACGAGCAGAAACGGUCCAAGAAACGGCAAGAACAAGUGGCCAAGGAGAAACGCAAUGCGGUUGUGCAGAAAGAACGUCGCGAACAGGACUUUGUCGCCCCGGAAGAAACGAGCAAACGAUCGAACGGUGCCAAUGCGCCCGACAAACUCGACGUAAAAUCAUUGAAAAGCAAAAUUGCAAAGGCCAACAAAAGAGCUGGCAAGACAAAAUGAGAGCACGGUUUAGAAAGUAACAAAAAGUGAAUAAACAAGUUUACUGUACAUUCUUCAUGGCUACAAAUAUAUGGUGUUGUCGUUUCGUUUCC